Molecule: messenger RNA, 3804 nt
Organism: Ostrea edulis (European flat oyster)
Lineage: Eukaryota; Metazoa; Mollusca; Bivalvia; Ostreida; Ostreidae
Exons: 1
Coding region: 379-2799 (806 amino acids)
Source: RefSeq, a predicted model, not a curated record
AAAAUAACUGUUACCAUAUUCAACCUCGAUCAUUUCAUGCUCAGAAGGCUGUGAUUUUCACAGUUCAUUCCACCAUUUUGCUUGCAUGGGAAAGGAAGAGGAGUUGCUGCUGUCGACUUGUGUAUUUAUAUGGACUCUCACAGUGUAUGAUAAGGACCGUCUCAUUAUUUACAACCAUUGAAUCUCACGGUAUUUAAAACCUUGUGAAUUAUUUUUAAGACCGAAAACAAUUUAAAGUUUACAAGGCGCUGGAUUCUUCUUUUUUUUUUUUUUAUGUUUUUGGUCGCUUCAAUAGGAUCACUCUAGCAUUGAAAUAAGCGGAAUAAAUAGACCUUAUCAUCAUUGUACGUAUUAAAACUGAAAACGUUGCUGGAUAAAAUGGUGCAGUGUAAAGUGUUUCUCAUGACCUUAUUUCUCAUUGUGAUAGAACAGAUAUCUGGCAAAUGUUUGCACCACGAGGAAGAACUUGUAUACCAAUGGAUAUCCGUAGAAUUCCAGUGGCCAAACGAAACCAUGAAACAAGAAUACUUGGACUCAGGAAAAUAUAUUCCUCAGAAUAACGCCAUUAAUGGGAUCAAGCUGUACAAAGGACAAGUUUACUUGACAAUUCCCAGGCUAAAAGAUGGCGUAGCAGCAUCAUUAACGAUGGUUGACAGUAACAGCAAUGACGAUUCGCCGGUUCUUCAUGCUUAUCCUAGUUGGGAGAUGCAUGUUGUAGGGGACUGUAGCACCCUUCAGUUAGUACAAAGCAUGGAGAUAGAACCCGAUACUGGAUUAAUGUGGAUCCUAGAUACAGCUUAUGUUCCGAGUUCAUCGAUAGAGGUCGCAGACCGUUGCCCUCCUAAGAUAGUGAUUUGGGACAUCAAUCAAAAUAAAGAGGUUUACAGGUACGUUUUCCCUGAUGAUGUUGUUUCGGAUCCUUUUUAUCUGAAUGAUCUGGUUCUGGAUUAUGACACCGGAAAUUACGUCAAAUAUGUCUACAUCAGUGAUACCCUUGGAAGAAAAAUGAUGGUUUAUGACCAUACAAACAAACAGUCGUACUAUUUUGUACAUAGUAGUUUCGAUAGAGAGAUGGAAUACAGUACUAUUUCAAUUAAUGGUCAAAGCACAAUGGCUCCCCUAAGUGUAAACGGAAUUGCAAUUUCUUACGAUUUUAGUGAAGUAUAUUAUUGUCCCAUGGCUUCGCUGACUUUGUACCGCGCCCCAACGACUGCUCUCAGAAACAAGGACUCCAACAUAAAUGUACUCACUGGAGUAGAAAGUCUCGGCAGUAAAGGUAUUCAGUCAGAUGGACUAUAUUAUGGCAAGGGAAGUUCACUCUAUUACUCCACUCUCGGCCAAAAUGGGGUUUACCGAUGGGAUACUUGGACAAAUGUGAAAGAAGCACUAGUGAAAAACUCUACCAUUGAGUGGGUGGAUUCCCUGGGAAUGGACGAGAACGGUUAUUUGUGGUUUACCUCAAAUAAUUUACACACAUUUUUCGGUAACACUACUUCACCCGGUAAAUCAAAUUACUAUGUAUGGAAAGUUUAUGUGGGUGAUAAAAGCUACCUGGCCAAUCCAAAAGGAAGCCCAAGAUACGCCUGUAAUGAGAUUGUCUCUACUGGAAGUCAUCCUGCGACUAUCGUCAAAAAGUGGGCCACUUUAGACUAUGAAUGGGCGACGUGUAAUCAAAUGAAAGAGGCGGUGGAUUCGGAGAAUUUCACUAUUGCUCACAACGAAAUCGGAGGGAUUAGGGUCCACAAUGAUAAAAUAUACGUCACAAUCCCUAGGACCAAAAAGGGCAUAUUUGCUACAGUCGGUGUCUUGGUCGAAAAUGCUAUCCGCCCCUUUCCAUCAGCAGCACUGAAUGUUUUAGGUGACUGCCAUGCUUUGCAAUUUGUACAAAGCAUUGAAAUCGACGUAAACACGGAAUACAUGUGGAUUUUGGAUACAGCCUUUGGACAAACUUGCAAACCUAAAUUGGUAGUUUAUGAUCUAAACAAAGAUUCCGAAGUGUUUCGGUACGAGUUUUCUGAUACGUUGUUGAAUCCAGACUAUUUCCUUGAAGAUCUCGUGUUAGACUAUGUGGACCAGACUGCAACCUUUGCAUACAUUCCAGAUUCUCUAGGUCAACAACUUAUCAUUUUUGAUAUUAAACACAAAACUGUUCGUCAGUUGACCCAUCCCUCUAUGAAUUAUGUCCAUCAAUACACGAAUAUAACUAUAUCGGGGGAGACGACCGGCCCACAUUUCAAAGGAAUUAAAGGCAUCGCUAUGUCCCCAGAUUUCAAAUAUGCGUAUUAUUCCCCUUUGGCUGGAACUAAACUUUAUCAAAUUGAAACCUCAGUUUUACGAAAUGAGAGCAGUUCCGAAUCUGACAUAGAUGAAUCUGUCAAAGAGAUAGGAACUAAGAAUUUCACAAGCACAGGUAUCUUCAGUAGCAAGAGUGGUCUUUACUUAACAAACCUAGAAACUGGAACUAUUUUAAAAUGGUCUUACUCGUCAGCUGGAUCAUUCGUAGAUGGUAUCACUCCCGCUACAAUGGAAGUUACUAAAAAUUGCUUGUAUCAGUGGUUAAACAGCCCAUCGAUAGAUGGAAAGGGAAAUUUAUGGUUUACAACUCGCAACAUCGAUCCAUUUUUUGGAAAUUCAACACAUCCAGAAAAUCUCAACUAUUUCAUCUGGAAGUCGGAUAUUGGUGAGCAAAGCUACCUUCAAGGACAAAUCCCUAAAAGAACAUCCGCGGGAACUACUUUGUCGCUCAGUGGAGGGAUAUAUGUUUGCCUAUUUGUUACGAUAUACUUAAGAUUUUUCUGAACGACGUGACAAAAUAUACAUGUUCUCAAAUGCAGAAUGUUGCUUGUAGAUAAUGUGACUUUGUUGUGGCAAUUAUCCAUUAAAGUACUGAAUGAUAUUAUGCCAGUGAAAACACAAAAGUGAGGUAUUUAGGAAGAUCUACCAGAACUGCAUACAAAAUCAUCUUAGUCAUGUUACUGUUAAGACUAAUGUGUAGCAUUGAGACAAGAGCUUAAACGGUCAUUAUGUAAAUGACUACGGCGAUAAAUACGCGAAUGCUAAAUGAUAAUCAGUAUACAAAUAUACUACUAUUAGUGCGCAUAAUUAAACUGAAGGCAAGGCCAUUUACAAACGAUGACCCAUUUCUUGACCCCUGUGUUAACAAUAUGUCCUUAUUUGUGGGGGGAAAAACUGUGAAGGUAUUCAAAAACACUUGUGGAAUUUAUAGUCAUCUUUCAGAAGCAAUGCGAUAUAAGAGUUAUGUUGACAAACAGAACAUUUGAAAUUGAUCCUUUACGUGUUGUCAAACGCUAACAAAGCGCUUUAGAAUUUAAGUGUUUGUAACACGAAAAGGGUUCAGCUCGUUAGACGUAAAAGACCCUGUACAGUGUUCAUGUGCAGUGUAUGUUAAUAACUAGCAUUGUAACCUUACUUAUCUUUCUUAUAAAACUAUUAUUCAUCAUAAAUAUAGACAUAUAUCAUAGACAUAUAUCGGUACAUUUGAUUACGGAUAUAUAUACCCUAAAUAGAUAUAAAUUUUCAGUAAUUAAUAAUUGGCUAAAAAAAGAUUACCUGAAUUGUACUGUAUUCAAGAUUUACUAGGUUUUGAGCUGUUAAUGCAAUGUGCCACGUGGAAUGUUUGUAUUUAUGCAUGAGGCAUUAUUGGUCCCCCCCCCCCCCCCCCCCCCCAAAUAUUUUACUUGCUACAGAAAAGUCAAUAUUUGUACAUGUAUUUACUGUUCUCAUGUAUUCUUUGUGGGAUUUUAACCUUUUUCAUGCUUUCAAUAAAAUAAUAACUAACCGAGA